Molecule: messenger RNA, 3718 nt
Organism: Melanotaenia boesemani (Boeseman's rainbowfish)
Lineage: Eukaryota; Metazoa; Chordata; Actinopteri; Atheriniformes; Melanotaeniidae
Gene: nectin4a
Product: nectin cell adhesion molecule 4a
Exons: 11
Coding region: 274-2109 (611 amino acids)
Biological process (GO): heterophilic cell-cell adhesion; homophilic cell-cell adhesion
Cellular component (GO): adherens junction
Source: RefSeq, a predicted model, not a curated record
ACUGAGUGCGAACAUGAUGGCUUUACUACACUGAAGGACUCAACUAUACAGAUACAAAACUGACUAAUUUUGCCCCCUGGACACCACCCUAGGAAGGUUCUAAGAUCUCAACGGAACAAAACACCACCAAGGAUGAUCUAGCUGCACGAGGAAUGAGAGCGCCUCGUGCUGUAUUGCCUGUUAUUUAAGAUCAUAUUACCUGGACUGAUGAGCUUUAGUCCUGCACUGGAAUUUUUCCAACUUGUGCACAGUUAGCAGCGACUGCUGAGGAGGAUGACAUCUCUGCUGAACAGACUCUCACUCUGUCUCUGUGUGCUUCAGAUCAUUGUGACAGCGAUAAAAGGAGAGUUUGUGGAUCUCCCUCCAAAGAAUUCCUUACAAUCCUUGGCGGAAGAGGAGACUGUUCUGCCUUGCCGCUACCAGCCCAGUAACGGCAAUGUGGUGGUGCAGGUCACCUGGUUUAAGAAGAACCGUGAUGCCACCAAAGACCAGAUCAUCACUGCUCAUCGUGAGAACGGACAGACAGGGUUUGGGUUGUGGGCUCAACGCGUGCGCUUCAAAAGCAGCGAACCUACCGUGGACUCAACCCUGGUCAUCAUGAGCACAGGGCUCUCUGAUGAGGGGAUGUACAUUUGUCACAUCAGUACCUUCCCAUCUGGCAACUUUGACAAUGAGAUGUCCCUCAUUGUUUGGACCAUUCCCAUUUCCUCCUUGGAUCCUGUUGUUGUGGUGGAGGGGCAGGCCUACCGGCAGGUUGCCUCCUGUCGCUCCAUAGGCCACCCACCACCCCACCUCUCCUGGGACACUGAACUAAACGGCCAGUCCAUCAAUCGUUCCUUAGACAACGGGGCGGUCUCUACAUACUUCUCCUUGCACCCCCUGAGGAGCAUGAACGGCAAAAAACUGGACUGCCUGGUGUGGCAUCCGGCUUUUCCAGGCCCACGCAGGCUAAAAAACAACCUGGUAGUACACUUCCCUCCAGAUGCCGAGGUGUCAGGAUACAAUGGAGACUGGUUUGUUGGUUUGGAGAAUGCUGUCCUGACGUGCGCGAGUGGAGGAAACCCCAAACCGCACAGUUUCACUUGGUCCAGACUGGGAGGACAUCUUCCAAAAGAUGCCAUUGCCGACCCUAACGGAUCACUAGUAUUUGGGCGACCCCUCAACUCCUCAGAUGAAGGCAUCUACCAGUGUGAGGCAGUGAACGAAGUGGGAAAAGCGAAGGCGGAGGUGGAGAUUCGUCUGACAGACACCCAGCGAGAGCAAACACAAGUCAACAGCAUGAUGAUGAUCAUGCUCGGGGGUGCAGCCGGUGGGCUGCUGCUUCUGAUGCUCACCAUUAUCAUCACCCUCACAUGCUACCACAAACGCAAGAACAAGAGACUGAAGCAGGAGCUGAAUGACAAAAGGGAAGAAAUAAGCACUCUCUCCAGGCAAGCUUCUUUCAGGAGGGUGAACUCUUACAGCACUGAUGCUAGAGGAGCGACAGAAGAAAACAUCCCCCUAAAGGUGGAGGGAACCCUGAGGACCAGUCUGUCUUCCCUGGGGCCGGAGCAGCCUCACUGCCGUGACAGCAGAUCUACGAUCUCAGGUGGGCGGGGAGGAGGGGGAGCGUACGACUCCCUGGGUAGACCAGUCCUGUACAACAACUCCCGGAGGGGAAGAGACAGGUUUCUGGAUAGAGAAGAGGAUCAUCGGCUCAGAGUGGAGACAUAUGUGAGAAACAGCAAUAUGUCCUUGCAGGAAAGCCGUUUCCACCCUCCUCUCAUGCCGUCACCCUUCCCUCCACUGCACUCCACUGAGAUUUUAAGACACCUGAAUGGCAGCGCCCUCAUCCCAGUGAAUGGAGGCUCACGACAAGGAAGUAUCACUAAGAAUUACCUUCCUCCUCCCAUGAGCAGCAGCUACCCUCCACUACCAGACGACGAGGAUGAAGUCGAUGAAGGCUUGGGCGGGCCUGCCAGUCAAGAGCAUCCUGAUGAUCAAGUCAGUGAGGCCAGCUGUUCUAAUGUGUCCACGGCAACCAGCACUCAAAGCUCCAAACUGAGGAUAGCAAUGCCCAUUCUGGAGAGUCCCCACAACACCAUGAUCCACAAGGCCCAGAUUGUUUAACAGGUGGCAGCAAAAUGACAAGUUAAGCUACAGAACUGGGUGGAGAAAAUCAGUCUGCACCUUGACUAAAAUGCUGCAUCUUCUAUUUUCUGUACUAGGUACCAACAGAUUGCACAUAGUUUGGGGAUCAAUGUAAUAUUGUAUUCCUCUGGAUUAUAAGUACAGACAGGGACAAAUUUCCGCUGCAGCUAUGGGAUUUAAUCACCUAGCUUUCACAAUACAGAUGUUGGUCUAAUCAGCUGCAGCUGACAGGUGAAUGUGACACACCUUGUGAGGGGAGAUAUCGAAAGCGCUCAGACACAUGAGGCAGAAAAAGGACCGUGGGAACGAUGAUAAAUCACACUAAAGAUUACCACAUCUCAUGUUCUUUUUUUGUGAUCAGUGGAAGAGUAGCCAAGCUUUUGAGAAGCUUCUUUACACAAGAGUGAUUGGGGUCUGAUCCAAAUCUUUGCCCUGUGCAUCGCUGACUACACCUGAAACAUACGUACCUCCCUAUAAUGUCUCACUGUCUCUCUGUCUUCACCUCAUGCACUGAAACAAAUGGAAAUCUUUGCUCUGCAUGUGUAGUGGUCUGUAAAUCUGUACAAAUGUGCAUAUGAAACCUUUUUUUUUUUUUUUUUUAUCAAGGUCAUGCUCUGAAAUAUUUUUGUAAUAUAGUCCAGAUAAUAUGUUUCUAGCUGUUAGGUCACACCCAUAUCUUUCAUAUUUUGGACAAAAAUUGACAUUUUACAAAUGAAUUUUUACCUCUUCUCACAUGCAAAGUGGGUGGAAGCUGGACAAGAUGACAUAUCUUCUUCCACGGCCUUGCACACUGUUUUAUGCGGCUGGAUUUCAACACGCAUCUAAAGUUGCCACAACCACGGACAUGCUGCAUCAACACACUACUGGUGACAAGCUGGAGUUUUUCAGCAAUACCUUUCCAAGAGUAAUGUGACAUGAACUUUAAUACCAAGGCAAAACCAAGCAUGUAUUUUUAUAAGAUAUUCUGAGAAUUGUUGGGUUCUGUUGCAAUCCAGAUGUGCCAAAGGAAAUUUUCUAUUCAAAUUUUAAACAAAUAUGAAGUAUUAAUAUGUUCUCUACCCAUGCUAUUCUGAUACUGACUCAUUAUAUCUGCUGCAGACAUGUUUGCUCCCGAAAUAAGAGUCAAAUACCGACUAAUCUUUUAAUGUUUAGAUAAAGGAGAGUUGGUGACUGACUCAAAGUCAUAACUACAGCACACAGCAGUGAAGAGCUGACAUAUGGUUGGGUUGUUUUUGAGGCAGGCAGUGCCUCCUCGUGGGUAGAGUUGGAAAUGACAGGGACCUGGAUGAGCCUAUCAGUGGUUAUGCAUUAUUCACUAUGAUUCUGGAGAUCUUCAGGAUCGAGUGUCAUUAUUUGUGUUAUUACUUGUCAUUAUUUAUCAUUAUUUGGGUCCUUGCAUGGGCAACUGUGUUGAUGGGUAAAAAUAAAUGUGCAUGCUCUUUUUUAUAUAUAUAUAUAUAUAUAUAAAGGUACACUCAAAUGUCCAAACAUUUGGAUUUGCCUUUUGAGCUACGAGUUUUUUUUCCUCCCCCCACAUUGUAGAGUAAUACAGAAGACAUUAAAAGUUUGCAAUAAAUUUUUCAAAGUU